AUGACACAAUUCUACUCUGCUGCAUUAGUCCAGCUGUUGUGGCCCAUGACUGUGCUAUUCAAAAUGACUCUGUCAGUGGAGCAUGCACCUAUGCUGGUUUGGUCAACUUGGAGAUCACAGUGGAAUCCAGAUACUACUCUGCAUGAAGGACACAUUGUCUCAACACAGGAGCUGGCUGUACUCCUGCAACCUUUUUUUACCCAGAAUUCCAAAAAUUUAGUCUUGUUUGUUCAAGAUACGCUAAGCAUAGAUGAUUUCACAUAUUACAGUGAACUCUAUGGUAACAAGAAGCCAUUUCAAAAUCUUCAGGACAUUCUUCAGUCUUCUCCUUCAUCUUUAGUUUUGCCUGCUGUUGACUGCAAAGCUACCCGUUAUCUUUUGGGCUUUCUUCAGGAGUCAGCAGACUGGAAGUUAACAAACAUAACUAAUCCUGAUGUCUCUCUGCUAGAAGUGAAUACAUCUAAACCAAACUUAUUUGUAGUACAACUACAACCGUUUAUCAGUAACUUAAAUGAUGUUUCCACCCUGGAAGCAAUUGCUGAAAAUGAUAAAAUAAUUGGAAGACUGACCAUGGGUCUACAGGACCGAGGGACUCAUUUUUCAGUAAUUUAUACUGCAGUGAGACCUUCAAGGAUUUCUAGAAGAACUGAUGUGGCAUGGAAAUUAAGACGACAAUUAAUGGCCACUGAGGAAGAAGACAGUUUAUCAUAUCCUCCACUGAAUGUGACCAAUGGAAAUUAUACAUGCAUCCUUUUUUAUGCUAGCAAUUUCAGCCUCAAGGCCAACGAUUCACUUUUUAUAGAUUUGACAAAUACAACAUUUGUAAACCAGAAUGUGGAUGUUUCCUCCUCUGAGUGCUCAGACACCAACACAACACUGUCCUUAAAAUACACAAACCCAGUGAAUGGAAUCAACAGCCUGGAGAUAAGAUUUUUAAUGACCAACAUGUUCUACGGAGGCUCAUCUAGAAACUGGUCCACUUUAGAGUCAGUUGAGAUUGUACAAGAUGACAAAAAGUUUGCUAAGUUUAAUGUUUCUGUCGUCUCUGCUCCUGCAGAGUAUUCAUUUCAUUGUCAGCUGGUGGGAACAAGCAAUCUCUAUCCUGCAAGGCUGAUUCCGUCCAACAAUGAAGGAAAAAACUGGGAUGUUUUCAUUUCUAGGUUUCAAAUUCAAGGCUUCAACAUUCAAAACAACCAAUUUUCCUAUGCAAGUGACUGUACAUGUUUCUUCACUCCCGGAAUCUGGAUGGGCUUGGUGACCUCUGUGGUUCUGCUGUGGAUCCUGGCCUAUGGAAUCCACAUGAUCAUGCAGCUCACAACAAACAGUAGAUUUGACGAUCCCAAAUGUCCAGCUCUGUCAGUUCCUCAGACAGAAUAG
Rhea pennata is the source of this 1377-nucleotide messenger RNA. RefSeq names its product V-type proton ATPase subunit S1-like. NCBI's taxonomy places the organism in Eukaryota, Metazoa, Chordata, Aves, Rheiformes, Rheidae. The transcript has 10 exons. Bases 1 to 1377 code for a protein of 458 amino acids. The record is from RefSeq and is a predicted model, not a curated record.